AUGGAUUAUUACGGCGACUACUCGGGUUAUUCGGCUAAUCAACGCGCUUAUCCCUCAGCUCCACCAUUGAGAAGCAAUGGAACGAUUCGACAAACCUCUCGCAAAGUCGACUACUAUUCAACGGAUACGAACUACUUAUGUGUUGUUGCAACUUGUUUAGCCCUUCGUGCUGUUGCCACGCUUUUCAUCAUCGGCUCUUUGUACUAUUUAGUAGGAUCAAGCCACAACCUUCUCGUCCUUAUCGGUGGCUUUGAAUGUGCGACAAUGUUCACAAUUUUAAUGAUGUACUGUGGAGUCUCCAAGUUGAAUCCAUGGCUUUGUGCUCCGUAUGCGGUUUUCAGAACUGUCGAAUUCUUCUUAUGGGGUCUCAUCCUUUUCGCACUAAUCUUAGCCAUUAAAUCACCUGAAGGAGAAUAUUUCACUGAAGCUUACACACUUGUUCGUCUAGGAGCUGAGUAUUUAAGGAUGACGAAUAGUCCGCUUAAUUUGAGAGAUUUGACUUUAAGCCUUUGCUGGGUUGGACUUUUUGUCUCAUUGACAGCUCUUGGGUUGGCAAGUGAAGCGAUGAGACACGCGUGGGUAACCACAGCUCGAGUUGUUGAUUCGGGAAAAGGAAGAAGUACAAGGAGAAGAGAUCGAGGAGAUUCCGAUACAAGAAGGAUUAUGAUUGCUUCCGAUGAGUUCAACUAUGCA
Messenger RNA from Mesorhabditis belari, 693 nucleotides. The record is from the annotation of a GenBank genome assembly. Lineage: Eukaryota; Metazoa; Nematoda; Chromadorea; Rhabditida; Rhabditidae.